AUGUCGUCACAAACCCAGAAGCGAAAGCACAAAACGUUGACAAUUAAAGAAAAAUGUGAUAUUUUAGAUCGCUUAAAUCGCAAUGAAACUUUCAGUAGUUUAGCAAGUGAAUACGGCGUAGGCCGAUCUACAAUUUAUGACAUUAAAAAAAACCACGAGAAGAUUAAGAAGUUCGUGUCAACUACUGACUGCGGGCCAGGCAAGAGACAGACACUCAAGAAAGCUGAACAUCCAGAAGUGGAAGAAGCUUUGUACAUGUGGUUUCUUCAGGAAAGAAACAGGCAUGCACCAAUUUCGGGACCCAUGUUGGCGAUGAAAGCUAAGUUUUUUUAUAAGGAAAUAACAAAAAAAGAUGAUUUUAUGGCCAGCAAAGGAUGGCUAGAACGUUUUAAAAGUCGUCAUGGCAUACGUUUAAUGACUAUUACAGGAGAGAAACUUUCUAACGAUGCCACCUGCAUAGAGCCCUUUAAAUUAAGAUUUUUGCAAAAGGUGAACGAUUUUAAUCUUGACCCGUCACAGGUGUAUAAUGCAGACGAAUCAGGGCUUUUUUGGCGUGUGAUGCCUAACAAAACUUUCGUUUCUUGUAACGAAAAAGACGUACCUGGACGAAAAGUGAGUAAAGAGCGUGUAACCAUACUACCAUGUGCUAAUGCUGCAGGUACACACGCGCUUAAGAUGGUGGUCAUUGGGAAAUCUAAUAAACCAAGGGCAUUCAAAAACAUUGAUUUACCUGUACACUAUUACGGACAAAAAAGUGCAUGGAUGACAAAAGACCUUUUCAAAAAGUGGUUUGAUGAAUGCUUCGUACCUGAAGUUAGAAAAUGGUUAAAAGAUCAUAAUUUUCCUCAAAAAGCGUUGUUGCUUCUUGAUAACGCUCCCGGUCAUCCGUCUGAAGAAGAACUGACAACUGAGGAUAAAUGCAUCACUGCGAUGUUUCUUCCGCCAAAUUGCACUGCACUGAUUCAACCAAUGGACCAGAACAUCAUUCAUCAGUCGUGGAGUGCGUUACCGUCAUCAACUAUUAAAUCGUCUUGGAAAAAGUUAUGGCCAGAUAUAAUCACCACUCCUAGCAACGAUCCACAAAUCAGUGUAACUUCGGAAGUUAUAGAACAAGUCUCUACUGAAACACAGAUAAGUCCGGAAGAUUUGGAAGUCUGGUACCGUGGAAUGGAUAAAGAAGAAAAUGUUUUUCUUGAAAUGUCUGACAAAGAUAUUAUAAAAGAGGUUUCUAAUAAUACAACAAACGAUCAGGAAGAUAACGACGACGUGAUUGCAACUGCUCCACAAGUCACAGAUCAAGACGCAGUUAACGCUUUUGAGCUAGGUUUACAAUGGGCUGAAGAGAAUGGUACAUCCUACAACGAACUUUUACUUUUGAGAAGACUGAGGGACAAAGCUCUGAUCUCGCGUUAUAACAACCUUAAACAAAAAAAAAUUGAUGAAUAUCCUGUACUCCGAUGUAUUAUCAACUUCGUUUCUCACCACCAAAAACAUAAAUUGAGUUUUUCCUCUUUGAGAAACUCGUACACCGACACAAACUGCGAAGACUAUCCAUAUUAUUUGCCGAAUUGUUGGGCAAAAAUCACACAAAAAGACAAAUUCAGUAUUUCCUCCUUUAGGAACUCAUUCAAAGACAAUAAAAUCAUAGCAAAGGCUAUAUGA
This is a messenger RNA of Galleria mellonella (greater wax moth), 1662 nucleotides long. Its product is annotated as jerky protein homolog-like. Gene Ontology annotation, cellular component: nucleus. The transcript has 4 exons. NCBI's taxonomy places the organism in Eukaryota, Metazoa, Arthropoda, Insecta, Lepidoptera, Pyralidae. Gene Ontology annotation, molecular function: DNA binding. The record is from RefSeq and is a predicted model, not a curated record. Bases 1 to 1662 code for a protein of 553 amino acids.